AUGAAGCAGAACAUGAUGGCUCUUCUGAUUGGAUCAAUUGGUGCAGCACUCACUUUAUUUUCUUACUCACAGACCUUCAUAUCACCAAGUCAAUGCAUCGCACUUGGCCUCCUUGUCCUCAUGUUGGCCUUGCUUGUAGGAGAAGGUCUUUUAUCUUUUUAA
Molecule: messenger RNA, 162 nt
Organism: Gastrolobium bilobum
Lineage: Eukaryota; Viridiplantae; Streptophyta; Magnoliopsida; Fabales; Fabaceae
Exons: 1
Coding region: 1-162 (53 amino acids)
Source: RefSeq, a predicted model, not a curated record